Molecule: messenger RNA, 7812 nt
Organism: Clonostachys rhizophaga
Lineage: Eukaryota; Fungi; Ascomycota; Sordariomycetes; Hypocreales; Bionectriaceae
Source: the annotation of a GenBank genome assembly
AUGGACCAGGCAGGGGACUCUCCAGACCCGCUACAGCGCGCCGGAUCCUCUGAACCCAGUUCAACUCGACCCAACCCUUUUGAUGAUAGCGACAUUGCUUCUCGCAAGCGACGACGGACCUCACAGUCGGGAUCACCCUCGAGGUCGGUAGAUGGCACCGAUGCAGAGCUCGACAACGCCAGCUCCGGUAACAGCGCGACGCUUGAUGGCGAUCACGAAGCUACUAGCAACCUAAUGAAUCUUGACGGGGAAACGGUCAACUCAACCAUGUCCAGUCAGCAACCCGACCCCCCUUCCCUGCCGUCAUCAACCAGCGAGCCGACCUCGAGCAAAGUAACAAUAAACCUUCGGAGUCCCCCACAAGAGCAAGACCAUAAUAUACUACCCUCGCCCUCGAAUCCGAUUUUAUACUCGAAAGAUGUUGUUGGCCAUGAAGGGGAUGACUCCCCGGGUCCCGCCAAGUCAAGCUCUUCGAAGUCAGCGAGUCCGCCCAUGGAGCUUGUUCAAAUCCCAGACGCCGAAGAUGAUUUACUCGCUGGAAGAUCUAUCGAUGAAGUCACAGUAAUAGGGCAAACCACAAUUGCCAUUGAUCCGACCGACCAGUUCCCUUAUCAUGAUGCGCAGGAAUAUCGUUACGAAACAAUACAGCGGUUGGUCCAUUAUAUAGCUACCAGCACAUCGACAGAUGAAAACGUCAUUGGUAGUUUGCAGCGUUGGUUCGCUCAAUUCUUAACCUUCGCAAAAAAUGCGGAUCGCAACCGGCUCGUCGCGUCCCUCAGAAACAACCGUAAUAUGUGGUUGGCAUUCCCAGAGAUAAUCACUGCUGUCCGUGAACGAAAGUAUGUGUUUGUGACCGCCUGUCCUGGUAACGAAUCAAAUGCUGACGGCUACAGGCCUUCUCCUAACGAGGAUCCGGACUUGCGUGAGCUUAUUUUCGACUUCCAAAUGGAUUUCGUUCAACUCACUGCAAUUCUUGUUGAUAUUGAUAUAUCUCUCCUUCACAGUAGCCCUGGGCAGAUGGUUUCUGGUGAAAGCCCACCCGAGCUAUUCUCCGGGGUCUUUCUUCACCACCUGCACUUAUUAACUCGGCGAGACAACUUGUUAUACGACGAUGAAUGUUUUGAAAUCUCCGGAAUCACUCUUGGAGUGUCUGAUGACAAGGCAUCACUUGUUAAAAAGUUCGAUUCCGCCCUGAAUGGCAGCCUUGGUCGCCUUGAUGAGUUUGCGACUCUGCUUGUGGGAGCUUUACCAUCGUUCCCGAAACUUCUCGUCCACCUUGCCUAUGUGACGGAGAUGGUUUUUUGUGUAGCACAGCUGGGGUUUUGUCUUCCGAUCCCUCAAUCCAACGGGGCUGGUCGACGUCUCAGAGAUCUGGGUACCGAACAUCGGCUUUUUUUGACGGCGUCAGCUUGUCUGGAACAUCUAUUUGAAAAAAAAGUCACACAAUUAACAACAGAUGGAGUCUCCUGCAUGAUAUCAAGCUUGGCUGAACUCCUCAAGGUUUGUAUGCAAGGCAACCAUCGCCAAGCUGAGGAUAUCCACGCCCAGCACCAAAGUGAUCACGGCUACCUCCCUAGCGCAUCUGUCCCGGAAGCAGUGUCAUUCGAAUGGCGGUUUGAUGUUCUUGGAAAGUUGAUACGCUCGAGCCAGAUGCAGCUACGCGUCCUUGCCGCUACGACAAUGUGUACCGAGCUUGUUAGCUUAUGGCGACGACUGGGAGAGCACCCUGAGAACCCUUUGCUUAAGCAUCUAGGCACAUACCUUCUCCGGAGCCAGAUUAUCGAAUACAUAAUUGGACCAAAUUGCCAUCCUGAGAUUAUCGUUGAAAGCUCCAACAUAGUUGGGUUUUUAGUCGUUACCAAGAUUUAUCAUAAGGGCCAUACUGAUCGGUUGUGGCAAGGCGUUACUUCCAGCCCGGAUCCUCGCGUUUCCGAGGCCUUGGCUCGCUUGGUUACUACCAUUAUGAAUCUAUUUGAAAACCAAACCAUGCUGGAAUUCUGCGAAAAGUUCUGCCACCUUCCCAUAGAAUCCUUCACACCCCCCAUCCGCAACCUUUGGGAAGUGCUCCUCCGCCAGAUGUGCCAGAAAGCCCAAGCUGAGAAUAGAACGUUGGAAUAUUGGCCUUACGAACUCUGUGUGCGCCUCCUCAGAGAAUCCUCGGCCUGCUCCCAUGGCUCACAGGUUGCUUCCCCCGAACUGCAACUCUUGGCUAUGCAAAAAUUCAGAGAAUUGCUGAACCAUGGGCCUGACCAAGAUGGCCGUGAGCACUUGUAUAUGACCUGCCUUGAGGAUGUGUCACAAAAGUCGCGAACAAGUCUGGGUAGCCUGUGGUGCCUUUCAAUGGCGAUUCGACCAAUAAUUUCUCGCGAGAUUCAAGUACUGACACAGGAGCAUGACUUGAUCCGACUCAUCGUUGAGGAACUUGAGCAUGCUGUUGCGACUGGUAAGGAGAUGAAUAUACCGGCAGUGCUCUGCGGAAAUAUCAACCAGCCAAGGUGUGAUUUUGUCACCAGCAUUAUAUUAUAUGAGCCAUCUUCCAUUGAUGGAGAGACCGGAAAGAAACUGUGGGAUCUUCUGGUCGGGCCUUUGUCAUUAUGUCAGGGAGAUAGAGAAGCCGGAUGGGGUGUUCUCAAUGACGUUGUCAGAAAGUCCGCGACUCCAAACCCCUUUAUACAGACAUGUCUGGUGGAGUAUUUACCUUCCCUCCCCCCGGAAUGUUUUUGCGCAGGCCUCUUGGAAUUCGUCAAGGAAGAAGCAUUAGACCUGGUCGAUGUGGGUCGAGACUUCCAACUUGACGAUGAUGCCAGCGUUUCCGCAAGUUGCUUGGGCCAGCUAUGGAGAAUAAUUCUUACGGCCGAUAAUCAAAGCUUGGUCCAAAAGGCCAUCGAAAUUCUUGCUGUGGAGGUGUACCUGCAAAACGCCUUGCUCUCUACCUACGCGUCAGAUCGAACAAGGCAGGUUCAUUCAGCUCUUGUGACUCGAUGCUUCAGCCAGAUGAGAGACGCCACCAGACAGAUCAAAUCAUACACGGAGGGCAGUUCGAGCGGUGACGAAGAGUCUAUGGUUAUUGUUGUUAGUGAGGAGAAACUUCACGAGCAAGAGCGCAUAUUCACUCGGUCGUUGCAAUUGCUUCGGUAUUUCCACAAUGUGUACCAAUCGAAGCCACAUCUUGCAGCACCAGAUCUAAGGUCUCUCAUGUCAUUCAAGCCCUCAGAGAUCGAAGGUGAUUUGGCCCAGCUCAAGUAUCAGUCUUUUGAUGGCGCGCAACAUACUGAGGUUAGGCCAUUGAAUAUCGGGCGGCGAAAUACUGCCGCCUCCCUCCUGGCCAGCAUCAGGGAAGAGACGGGGUUCCAGAAGUACAAGGCAUAUUACCGAGGCCAGCCCUUUCUCCCUGACGAACGGCAAGUUUGCAAGUCAUUGGAGGACUUGCAAAUUCACGAAGGUUUAAUCCUUGUCAAACGCGAAAAAGAAGAAGACACUGGCGGUUCUGUUAAGAUCCAACCUGGCUCUUCUCCCUUGCAAAUUGAGAUCAUGGGCCACUUUGAAGAAAUGUGGGAAUGCCUUACGUUGGAGGAUAAGCUAGCCCGCGAGAUUCUUGAUUUUUUGAUAAACCUCCCUGCCGACACUCGUACCAUGGAAAGAAUUGAAGAUGAUUCAAUUUCCCAGGCUGACAUAUUCCCCCCCCAGCAGCCUUUUCGGACACUCUACGCGAUGUAUACUUUGCUGAAGUACAAGACGCUUGCUCAACGGUCAAACCAACCUCCUGGGCACUUGCCAAGCUUGCAUGAUUUUCCUCGGAACUCCUACGAGGAAGCCCGCAAGAGAUCUGUUCGCCUUAUCGUUGAGGCCGUUCUUUCUUCAGACAUUCUCGCCCACUAUGCGGAGCCUCUUCAAAUGGAGAUUGCUAGUGCUGCGAUGAAUGUACUGGCUCAAUGGUUCCUGGAAAUAGCAGUGCCUACAGAGAAGCCUGAUCCCUCAUCCUCGACAAUCCCAUCUCUUUCUGAGCUACCAUCCCCGCAGAGUUUAAUCAAGCUCUUGAUUGGUGGCGCCAACUCGAGGGACUACAUGAGCCGAGAUCUUGUCAUCUACACGUUCCAGGUUCUUCUGCAACUCGGCGUCCUCAACGAGGGCUUUUGGAGUCAACUCAUUUCGGAUUCUUCGUUCCUUGAGGUAGUUCGCAUGCUCCUCCUCUAUGACGAAAGGAAGCAAAUACGCGCAACUGUUGCAAAGAUUGUGGUCGAUUAUCUCAACCAGGAGCUAUCUCUUGCAGCCAUGCACAAUACUGGUUUUGGAGUGGCCGACUUCUUUUGGCAAGCUUUGUCGAAAGUUCUUCGUCAAGCCACAAUCCAUCCAGACCAGUGUCAUGAGGUAUUCCAGGUCUCAAAUUUGAUCCUCCGCCAUGCGGCUAUGCAUAAUCGCGCAUUGGAUGGAUUAUCUGAUGUAGCUGUAGAGGCCGGGCAUCUGUUGUUGGAGCAUACAUCAACUGAAGAUAUCGACCAGACGGACCCCUUCGACCCUGUGGCGAAAGGCCUUGCCUUGUUCCUGUCGGGAAGUUUACAGGCUGACGUCAAGAUAUCUGACUCUCUCAAAUUUCGAGAACUAGCAGAUGGCCUGUUCUGGAAGCAUCUCUUCCCUCACACACGGUCGGUGGCCUUAGAACCUGUCCCGAAAGUCAUCUUAAACAUCGACACACGCAAACAAUUAUGCGAGAUCGUCUUCAGGUUGGCGAGAGAUAACAGGGAAGAAUUCGUCACUCUUCUGAAGAGCAUGAACACUGUUCUGCCCUUCUUCGCCACUGAUGAUGAUGAACCAUAUCUAUAUGACACGCCUCCCAGCUUCGAUCGCUCAAGAGCGGUAAGGGCCCCAUGUGGCUACGUUGGAUUGAGGAAUCUUUCAAACACAUGCUACCUCAACUCGUUGCUCACUCAGCUUUAUAUGAAUACGGGUUUCCGUCGUUUUCUACUGACUACCCAGGUGCGAGAUGCGGAAGGCUCCCAACAGCUGCUCCAUUUUGCGAAGAAGGUUUUCGGCUUCAUGCAAGAAAGUUACCGUCGGUUUGUUGACCCUGCCGACCUUGUCAGCUCUAUCAAGAACUAUGAUGAUUCUCUGAUCGAUAUUCAUAAUCAAAUGGAUGUGGAUGAAUUCUACAACCUUCUAUUCGAUCGAUUUGAAGGUCAGCUCUUGUCUCCCCUAGAGAGAAAGGAGCUGCGAUCGUUUUAUGGAGGGAGACUGGUCCAACAGAUCAAGUCCAAGGAAUGCCAGCACAUCUCGGAGCGUCUUGAUACCUUUUCAGCUAUCCAGUGUGACAUAAAAGGAAAACAUAGCCUGCAAGAAAGCCUGCAGGCCUAUGUAGAUGGCGAAGUCCUUGAAGGGGAUAACAAAUAUAAAUGCUCGACAUGUGACCGCCACGUCGAUGCUGUCAAACGAGCCUGCCUCAAGGACCUCCCCGACAACAUGAUUUUCCAUCUGAAGCGGUUCGACUUUAAUUUGCGAACUCUACAGCGGAACAAAAUUAACGACCAUUUCUCCUUUCCUCCCCGAAUUGACCUGAAACCCUACACUGUCGACUAUCUGAGUGAUCCGGACGGGCCAGCAAGCAAGGAAGAAGACAUUUUCGAGCUUGUUGGAGUUCUGGUUCACGCUGGCACGGCCGAAUCGGGUCACUACUACUCCUACAUUCGCGAAAGGCCUUCACGACCAGGACGGGCCAGCUGGGUUGAAUUCAACGACGACACUGUGACCCCUUGGGACCCAGCCAUGAUGGAGGCGUCGACGUUUGGGGGUCCGGAUCAGCGAUCCACAUUGGAGACUGGCGGUGCUGUGUACGACAAGUCCUACAGUGCAUACAUGCUAUUCUACGAACGAGCCUCUUCCUUGAGGAAGCAGGAAGAAAUGCUGGGGCAAGAAGUUCCCUUACCGCUACGCCUUGGUUCGGAUGCGCAACAGAAGGAGUAUAUCCUGGAUGAAAAUACGGUUUAUCUCCGGCGGCACUGUCUGUUCGAUCCUAGCCAUGCGGAGUUGGCCGAGAAAUGCUUCAAGCAGGCAAGACUGCUUGGAAACGAGACGAAGGCUGAGAACACGCUUUAUGGUUCGGACCAGGACUGUCUCGAUGGAGGGGCGGCGGGCCACAAAGUUCAAGAUCUGGCUAUGGAGGUUUUACUCAGCCAUUUCGACCAAGUCGUUACCCGCAAGAAAGACCUACCCGACUUUCUAGGAUUUUCCAGAGCAAUUUCCGGAGCAAUUGAGACAUGCCGCCGCUGCGCCUUAUCUUUUUAUGAGUACUACCGUAUUAGGCCCGCAUCCUUCCGGUCUCUGAUCCAGCGUAACCCUGACCAGGGUGUUCGUCAGAUGACAGGAACGCUCUUCAUCUCUUCAUUGAAGAAAAUAUCCGAGGGAUUCCCCAAUUAUUACUAUCCCGCGCUCGACAGUAAAUCAGAGGACGAACAUGAUUCUGUGGAAGAGGUUGAUAAGGCACUUAGUCGCCGCAGCAGCACGACGAACGGACCCGGAGUUUCAGUGAUAGAAGGCUCUAUGGAGAUAUUCAAGUACCUCUGGGGAUUCUUUCAAAUCCAUAUUCGGGCCUGGGACGAUCAUUUUCAGACUAUGCUUCGUUUUGCCCAAUUGGGGCACCGGGAAACAGCUCACCUUCUCGCCGAAGACUUUCUCCUGAAACUUCUCAUGAUCAUUGCGCCAGACGCCUCACUGGAAAUACCCGCCAACUAUUCCCGGAUGUUGAACAAUAUACUGCGCCGAGUUAGUACCCGGCCCCCGCCCUAUAGCGCCGUCAUUGCAUUGAUCGGCCACCUGUUGCAAUGCCUUGAGCCGAUAAUGAGUGUAGAUACCAUUGUGGAAUCUCCUUACGAUCGGUUGGAUAUGACAAGCGCUCCAUUCCCUUGGACGUCCUCGGAGGUUUCAUUUCUUCACCAACACCCAGAGAAGCGAAACGCUUCGUUCUUUGUUGAGAAGCUGUUGGCCAUAGAUCAAAUGCAUUCCAUCACGGAUAACAUCAUAAUUCAACUGACGAAGAGCGCCGAGCACAUGGACGGAGCGAUAGCGCAAACAUUAAGGAAUUGUUUACGCCGGGAUGACCCACAGCAUCCGAUCGAGCCCUACCUACGAGCAUCACUACGAUAUGUUGAGAGUACCCAUUCACAGCUGCGCGCGGAGCAACAUGUAGCUUUUGUUGCGAGCCAGGCUAAGCGAAUGCAUUUCGCGGAAGGCGCGCCACUCCUGUCAUUUUUUAGGAUGGUACUUGAAGUCUAUCGAGCGGAAGUGACUGAGAUGAUCCAGAUGCAUGACCACUGCCUCAGUCUGGGCCCCGAAUGGGCCCCUGGGUUAUUGGUUCACCCUACGGCUCACGUGAGAGCCAAGAUAAUGGAGAUUCUUGAGCUGGAGUUAUUUAGACAUUUUGACGUUCAGGAUGUGGAUGAAGAGGAUGACGAGGGGAAGCCAACUGAUCUGGUUAUUCAAACAACACAGCGGCUAGGAAUGGCAUGCCUUGCCUUCUUGCGAGAAGUCUAUGUCCGGAGACGAACAGGUAUCACUCGAGAACAAGCGGCCGAUGUUGGGAGAGUAGUGGCCAACUGUGCAUUGGCAUUUGAGAGACCUGAUCCGGCAAUGGAGACGCUCGCUGUCGAAUUCACCCUUGCAAGGGAAGAGGUGAUGGAUUCUCUCUGGAGGCAAAUUGUGGAAGAGUUGGAGGAAGACGGGUCUGAGUGGGAAGGAUCUUGUGGCUCGUCAGAGCCAAUGGAUGGCAUUGCAGAUAUGAGCAUGCAGGUCAUGCAUGACCUGAACGAAACGCAUAUGGCAUGA